CUUCCGGGUUGCUUCUUCCUCUGGAUGUGGCGGCGAAGUCUCACCGAGUGUCACCGAGUCGAGCUGAGCGGAAGAAGAGCAGCAUGAAGCGGGCGGGCAGCACCGGGCAGCACCGGGCAGCGGACCGGAGUCUGUUCACCCACUGAACCGAGCGUCGGGGCGUCAUGAGCGGACCUGCUGUGUCUCUGAACCCGCGGCAGUGAGUGUGUGAGCGGGCGAACCUGCUGCUAGCUGCCGCUGUUAGCAUUAGCACCGCUGCUCCGUGAGUCUGAAGUUCGAGGAGGAACCAGAGGAACCCAGAGGGAACCAGGAGGAACCAUGGAGAACAAGGUGCAGAUGAGGAAUCACCCCCGGAGGCAGCUGAAGAAGCUGAGCGAGGACAGCCUCACCAAGCAGCCGGAGGAAGUGUUCGAUGUGCUGGAGAAGCUGGGUGAAGGGUCCUACGGCUGCGUGUUUAAAGCCAACUACAAAGAGACGGGGGAGAUCGUGGCCAUCAAGCAGGUUCCUGUGGAGUCGGACCUUCAGGAGAUAAUCAAGGAAAUAUCCAUCAUGCAGCAGUGUAACAGUCCUCACGUAGUGCGUUACUAUGGCAGCUACUUCAAGAACAGUGACCUGUGGAUCGUCAUGGAGUACUGUGGAGCCGGAUCAGUUUCUGAUAUCAUUAGAAUACGCAACAAGACGAUAACAGAAGAAGAGAUCGCCACCAUCCUGCAGGCGACUCUGAAGGGGCUGGAGUAUCUUCACUUCAUGAGAAAGAUCCACAGAGACAUUAAAGCAGGAAACAUCCUGCUGAACUCGGAGGGUCACGCCAAACUGGCCGACUUCGGUGUUGCCGGACAACUCACAGACACCAUGGCGAAGAGGAACACGGUCAUCGGCACGCCGUUCUGGAUGGCUCCAGAAGUGAUACAGGAGAUCGGCUACAACUGCGUGGCCGACAUCUGGUCUCUGGGGAUCACGGCGAUAGAGAUGGCCGAGGGGAAGCCGCCCUAUGCUGACAUUCACCCAAUGAGGGCCAUCUUCAUGAUUCCCACCAACCCUCCUCCAACGUUUCGGAACCUGGAUCUGUGGUCGCCGGCAUUUCAAGAGUUUGUUGGCCAGUGUUUGGUGAAAAACCCAGAAAACAGGGCAACGGCCACUCAGCUGUUACAGCAUACGUUCAUCAAGUCGGCCAAGCCCAGCUCCAUCCUCAGAGCCAUGAUCACAGACGCCAUGGAGAUCAAACUGAAGAAACAGGAGGAGGCGGAGCAGAGAGAGCUGGACGCAGAAGACGACGACAACUCGGACGAGGACGAGGUGGACCAGGGGACGAUGGUGCGGGCGGGGACAGGAGACUCUGGAACCGUCCGGUCCACUGGCUCAUCAGUGGGUUCACUGGGCAGCACGGCACGCACCAUGAUCGAACACGACGACGGGACCAUGCAGUCCCAGCUGGGAACCAUGGUCAUCAACUCUGAGGAUGAGGAGGACGAAGAUGCUGGAACAAUGAAAAGGAGAGAUGAGACCAUGCAGCCGGUGAAGCCGUCCUUCCUCGAGUACUUUGAGCAGAAAGAGAAGGAGGCCAACAGCCACAACGACGCAGGAGGACGAGGAGACAACAACGCAGACAACCGCAAACUGCCCGGGGAGGGAGAUCUGGAAGUGGUCAGUACCUGGUCGGUGGAGGAGCUCCGGCUCCGACUCGCCUCCCUGGACCCUCAGAUGGAGCAGGAGAUCGAGGAGAUCCGCCAGCGCUACCAGGCCAAGAGGCAGCCCAUCAUGGACGCCAUCGAGGCCAAGAAACGGCGGCAGCAGAACUUCUGAGGAGCCGUCGAGCAAGUCACUGCAGCCACUGGAUGUUUUUCUCUUGGUAACUGGUCGUGAAGCAGGUGGGGGGUGUGGUGACACGACGGGGUGAUCGUUGAACUGAGACUUGAGGACAGGAGAACUUCUACGUCUGAGUUGAAACCCGGUUCUGGUUCCUCUCCCUUUGAGGAGACAGUGGAGAGAUUUAAAUUCAUCGUCAGCUGAUCUGUGAGUUUCUUUCUGCCUCUUCUUGCUCGUCUGAGCUGAUGGUGAAGAUCCCUGAGGAUCUCCAGCGUCUUGUGACUGCAGUUUAUCUGAGGUACGCUUCUUCCUUUCCCCCGGUUCCACUUCCUUUUUGAACAUUGACCCGCUCGACGUCUGGGUUCCUGCUCUGUGGACCUCUACCAGUGGAGUUUCUGCCUUCCCCAUUUUGAAAACCACAAUACUUGAGAAUCAUCAUCUUUAAAACUUUGCUUCUGAAAACAUAUUUUCUGUAUCAGGUACUUUUAUAGGUUAAGUUUUUUUUUUUGUGUAUCUUUUGCCUUAAAACAAAAUGUCAUUGUUUGUAUUUUCUGUUUCCACAUGCAGCUGAACAGCUUCACUUAGAUACAGAUUGACUUUCUCCUCGGUUUAUUGAAAUCAUCUCAUCCAUGUUGAGCUCAACAUCCAGAGCAUGUUGAGUUCUUCUUUUUAUUUCCAUUUAUUGGUGCAGCUGAUGGAGAUUAAUAUGUACUCAUCUCUUCGUGGAUCAAACUGGAUCUCAGUGUUUAUCAACCUGAGAUCAAUCUGAACAGCCUCAAUCUGGAAAACCUACAAACUGGAUUUCAAACACUUGACUGGAACCCGUCCAGUCACAAGUUACAGUUCAAUACAAAGUUUAAUGAGUGGAUUGUAACACAGAAUAAUGUAAAUAGACUUUUUAAAAGACAAAAAGAUUCAAAUAAGUUACUGUUAUUAUUCUCAUACAUUCAUUAUCUGUUCAUACAGUCGUGUGUCCACAGGAGGAGCUAUAGUUCUACUACACAGAUCUACAUAUAAUUACAUUAUAAUUCAAUUUAUUACAUGUUUACACACAACAUGUUAAUUCCAGCAGAUGAUAACAGAUUUGGAUCCAGAUUCAUGGGAGUGGAGACACAGUAUUAAGAUCGAUGCUGUUUCAUUUCAUCCAGAACUCGACAUUCAGACAUGAAUUUAAAUUUCUAAUCUUUGCAUCUCGCUGCAGCCUGGAUUUACUGAACGUUCGUUUAUGCAGCAGAAUGUUGGGAAUCAGAUGAUAACUCUUCCAUUUGGGUUUUUGCUCCAUCAUCUUUCUCCUCUUAAGUAAAAGCCCUGGGCCGACAGAUUUAUGGAACCGAUUCAACAAAGCUUUUAUUUUGUGGGUUUAAUAUUUUGAGUCUGGUGCAGUGGACUCCGUGCUGGCGUCGACCCAGGUCCCGUCUUCUCACAUUCCUCAGAGCAGCUCGGACGUUUCUCAUUGUCCAGAACAGAACAGAAUAAAGGGAUGCUUUAUAUUUUUGUACGUAGGUUUAACGGUUACACAGUCAGAGAACAGAUUAGUUUUGAUCACAGACGUGUGACUCAGAGUCAAAACUUCUCAGGUCACAAACUCCUCAGGGGUGUAAGAUAAUGACGAGAGAUUACUGUAGAUAUUCCGGAGCUGGUGUCUGUUCGCACUCGGCUCUGUUUGUAUAUCGUGUGGAGUUUGAGCAGCUGAAGGUUCGAGACACUUCUCAGCAACUCGUUGCUUUUUAAAUGAAAAAACUCCUCCGCUGGAUUUUUCUGUCUUUUGUGGUUUUGUGUUCCGAGCUCCAGCGAAGUAUCCGGGUCAAUCCAAGAGAUUCAGAGAACAGGUCGUCACAUCAGGAGAGUAAAGUUGAAAAUGAAGAAAUAAAGAUGCAAAUUUGACGCUAAUAAAGUCCUGAUACUAAAGAGGAGUGAUUUUAGGAGAAUAAAAAUUGAUCACAGGCAUUUGUUUUCUUCUUCGUGGCCUUAAUACUCCGCGUAACGAGCAAAGAACAGAGGGGGGGGGGGGGUCUAUUUCCUGCCUCAUCUUGCCAUGUUUUCUGUGCACUGCUGAUUUUGAAGAUAUAAACAUUUAAUUUUAGCUGAAUUUUAAAAAGGUGUUUAGUUUGAUUGUUUAAAGUUUGAAGCAGGAGCUGUUUGGUGCUGACAGUGAACUGUAGGGAGGCAUCAGACAGAAAUGAGUCGUUAUCACUGGAAACUGAAACAGAGGUGAAACUGUUUUCUGCCUUUUUUAUGUUUUUACUCAAAAACACGCUGUUGUUGUAAAUACACGUCUGAACACAUGUGUUAUAAAUGUUCAUUUAACAACUGCAGCAAGAAGAGUUUGAAUCAGUCGAAAUGUUUGAUCUGUGCAAAAACGUUUCUUCACUGAGACACAUCUGGAACACAGCUGGUAUUUGGACCUUUUGGUUCAUUAUUUAAAAUAAGGAGUUUGUUGUGUUUCCAGGUGAAGUGUGAAAUGUUCCUGUUCAGAUCCACUUUGAGCUGCAGUCAGGAGUGGGAGGUUUAUCAGGUUUCUGUUCAGACUCUUGUUUUGCUCGCUCUGUGUUUCUGAUAUUUCUGAAGUUGAUCUGCCUUAAAGAACGAUGCAGUGCAAGUUUGAGUCCACUGAUGUUUGUCUGCUCGGCUAAUAAAGAAAACCUGAGGAAACAUGA
Molecule: messenger RNA, 4463 nt
Organism: Platichthys flesus (European flounder)
Lineage: Eukaryota; Metazoa; Chordata; Actinopteri; Pleuronectiformes; Pleuronectidae
Product: serine/threonine-protein kinase 4-like
Exons: 11
Coding region: 319-1803 (494 amino acids)
Biological process (GO): protein phosphorylation; regulation of MAPK cascade; intracellular signal transduction
Cellular component (GO): cytoplasm
Molecular function (GO): ATP binding; protein serine/threonine kinase activity
Source: RefSeq, a predicted model, not a curated record